CCCGCGCCAACGGCCGCUCGUCCCCGCGCCAACGGCCGCCCGCGGCGGCGGGCGCUGCCCAGCGGCGGCGCAGGUGCCGGCCGCGGCGGCGGAGAGGGAGGAUGGAGGCUGCCUUGCUGAAGCCGGCGAUGAUGGCGGAGGUGAAGGGGAGCGGCGCCGGCCCCGCGGCGGGCUCGGUCGUCAGCGCCGAGCUGGAGGUGAAGAAGCUGCAGGAGCUGGUGCGGAAGCUGGAGAAGCAGAACGAGCAGCUCCGGAGCCGCGCCGCCGCCGCCACGGCCACUGCGGCCGCCGCGGGCCCGCCCAGCCCGCACCUGCUGCUGGCCCCGCCGCCGGCCUCCGGCGGGCUGGGCCCUGCCGGCCCCCCCUCGGCGGUGGCCGGCGGGGGUGGCGGGGCAGCGCCGUGCGUGCCCAGCGCUGUGCCCACCCUGCUGUGCUCCGCCGCGCUGGGCCCGCCGGAGCCCCUCGCCUACUUCAAGCCCUCGCCCGGCCUGGCGGCGCCUUGCGGCGGGGGGCAGGAGGCGGGCGGCGGCCCGGCGGCAACGGUGCUGGACGAGGUGGCGGUGCUGGAGCUGGAGGACGGCUGCUGCGGCCAGGACGAGGAUACAUGGUUAUAUGUCUUGCCUACCAAGACUCUCACCCCUCAAGAGAAAUCAUUGAGUCCUCUGCAGUGGUGCAGACGUGUUCUGGAUCAUCCAAGUCCUGAGAUAGAGGCUGCAAAACGCUCUCUGUGCUUUAGAUUGGAACAAGCUAGCCGAUGGCGAAACCUCUUCUCUACACCUGUCUCCUUGGCUUUUCCCUAUAGUCCUGUUGCAAGACUCACCCCGUAUACCAAUGGCUUUAAUAGUCCCAGCUUCUCUAAAACCUCCAGUAAAGCAAUACUAACACCUGAACGGACAGGUUACACUUCUCGAAGUUCCCCUUUGAGUCCACAGUCAUCAAUAGACAGUGAACUGAGCACAUCAGAGCUGGAGGAUGAUUCCAUCUCCAUGGGAUACAAACUGCAGGACCUCACUGAUGUUCAAAUCAUGGCUCGUCUACAAGAGGAGAGCCUUAGGCAAGAUUAUGCUUCUACUUCAGCAUCUGUAUCGAGACACAGUUCAAGUGUAUCUCUGCAUUCAGGAAAGAAAGGGACAUGCAGCGAUCAGGACUAUGAUUGCUAUAGUCUUGAGGACGAAGAAGAGUUUGACCACCUCCCACCUCCGCAGCCUCGGCUCACUCGCUGUUCCCCCUUCCAGAGAGGAAUUCCACACUCACAGACUUUCUCCAGUAUUCGGGACUGCAGGAAAAGCCCUACUUCCCAGCACUUCCCUUCAAAUAAUUACCAGCAGCCGUACUAUUCUCCUCAAGCCCAAAUUCCAGAGCAACAACCAAAUAGGAUUAAUGGAGAUAAACUUCGAAGAAGCAUGCCUAACCUAGCUCGGAUGCCAAGCACCCCCACCAUUAACAAUAAUGCUAGCUUUGCUAGUUCUCCAGUCACUGUGAGGAACAGUCAGAGCUUUGAUUCCAAUUUACAUGGAGCUGGUAAUGGAAUUUCAAGGAUGCAGUCAUGUAUUCCCUCACCAGGACAACUUCAACACAGAGUUCAUAGUGUGGGACAUUUUCCAGUGUCUGUUAGACAGCCUCUUAAAGCUACUGCCUAUGUAAGCCCAACUGUACAAGGCAGCAGUAGUAUUCCUGUAUCCAACAAUUUACAGUUAUACUCUAACACUGGAAUCCCAAUGCCAAACAAGACUGCCAACCAAGGGAUUGUAGGGCGUAGUGCUCUUCCAAGACCGUCGCUGGCCAUCAAUGGGAGUGGCAUACCCAGAAGUAAAAUUGCACAGCCAGUUCGAAGGAGCACGAUUUGGGGUUGGCAGGACCUGCUUCCCCUAAAGGAAGGUGAGCUGGGAGCAGAGUGUGACAGCAAGGCAGUCCCACAGUAUCCAAACCAGAAGAACAGAGCAGUGACAGUGACCAGGGUCAGUCCAGAUCUCCAGACAACUCCACAGUGAUGAGGCAGGUCCAAGAUAAAGCCAGGAAGUGAAGUCAGAAGGUCGGAACCAGAUCUGCGAGGUACCAGCCAGGCACAGGCACGGCUGCAACAUAAAUGCAGCUCCUGAGUGAAGGUGGGAGCCUUGCUUAUUCCUGCUGCCUUGCAUAGGAGCAAGUCACUGCAAUCCAACUACCCUAAAUUGAUGAUGGGAGAGUAGGAAGGGACUACUGACCACCUAAAACUCUUAUCUCAGACUUUGUAGUAUCAUUUUGACAGCUUUUGCAUCAUUGACAAUUUUCAACUCUUGAGUGUGUUUUCCUGUUUGCUCCCCUGUAACAGAAGUUCAGUUCUGGAUAAGUAGCAAUAUUCUUACAUUUAUUUUCAAUUUAGUUAAUUCUUCUUUACUUUUCAUCCUCUCUGUUUUCUUUUGAAGACUGUUAAUCAUACUUUCCUUCCUUUUCUUUCUGGAAAAAAAAAAAAGUGAAAGCAGCAGUUGUAGGUAGGUCACAUUUUCUGAAAGAAAAGGCAGGUCACAUUUUGUGCCUCAGGUAGCUGGUUUUAUAGUAAAGGUAAGUUUAAAAAAAAAAAAAACAAAAAACAUGGAAUUGCAUAAAAGCAGCUUGGUUAGACCACCCUAAAUUGAACCAUCUUUUUUAAAUAAGUGCAGUUUUUUGGCCACUAGAAAAAUAGUUAUUGUAGAGAGACAAGAAUCUGUUCUGGUUACCAUUCUUAACUUUCUUGUUCUGUCUGCCUUACAACAUAACUCUGCUUUCUUCCAGCCUAGGGCAUUUGGAAAGGAGGGGAGGCAUCAGUAACUUGCAGCAAUUAUAGCUAAAGGCAAAGAUAAAAAGAGAAGGAACUGUAAAGAAGCUUGAGAAAUCGUUUUAUAAGAAACAUUUUCACAGAAUUGGGACAGUUUGUUUUCAGCAAAAUAUGGUGCAACUGAAACACAGUGGCCACAAAUUGUAGGUAGCCCAUCUAGCCACCAGUGACUAGCCUGUCUAGCCACCAGUGACUAGAUGCUCUGACUGUUAUGUCAGAGCUGAGAAUUUUUUUCUUUAAUUUGAUUUGAAAUAGUUACCUUGGUAGUACCUGCAAAUUUGGAAGAUGGCCAAGAAACAUUUUUUAAUUAGUCCAUAUUUAUUAAGGACAGAUGCAACCUGGGAGCGUGAAGGUGGUGGUGGUGGGGGUCCUGGAGGAUAUGAUCUUUCACGUGAAAUACGGCUUCCUUUGUCUUUUUUUUGGUCUGU
Messenger RNA from Dromaius novaehollandiae (emu), 3222 nucleotides. It is a transcript of the gene SLAIN1, whose product is annotated as SLAIN motif family member 1. The coding region runs from base 102 to 1991 and encodes 629 amino acids. The transcript has 8 exons. Lineage: Eukaryota; Metazoa; Chordata; Aves; Casuariiformes; Dromaiidae. Gene Ontology annotation, cellular component: microtubule plus-end. Gene Ontology annotation, biological process: cytoplasmic microtubule organization; positive regulation of microtubule polymerization; microtubule nucleation. The record is from RefSeq and is a predicted model, not a curated record.